This is a messenger RNA of Lycium barbarum (goji berry), 2348 nucleotides long. RefSeq lists its product as uncharacterized. The record is from RefSeq and is a predicted model, not a curated record. The coding region runs from base 310 to 882 and encodes 190 amino acids. The transcript is spliced from 5 exons. Gene Ontology annotation, molecular function: chromatin binding. NCBI's taxonomy places the organism in Eukaryota, Viridiplantae, Streptophyta, Magnoliopsida, Solanales, Solanaceae.
UCUAUUCUUAAAUGUUUUCCAACCACUCUAUUCUUGCUCUGCCGUGUAGACUUUCAGAUAGUACGUGUCAAAUGGUAAAUAACACGUGGCUUUAGCUUUUGCCAAUUCUUUUGGUUCCGUUUUUGCCAUCUGAGAGCAAUCGCUCGGCUUUUCCAUUCUCUUCUCACUCCUCUUUUGUUCUUCUUCCCUUUCUCUCUCUUUCACAGGCCAGCUAAAGCCGACGAAAAAAGAAAAAAAACAACAAAUAAACAUAUACACCAUCAGAGCUUUUUAGGAAAGCCAUCAACGGUCUGAGUCACCGAUGUAGCGAUGGUUGACGCCAGAAGCGGCCUUCACCCAAGGACAGAUGCAAGAUUCCCUGCUCAGGUUUCACUUUUUCGCAUCUUAAUCUCUCACCAAAUGCCAUGCAAACCAUCGCCAUGGAGUAGAGUCUCUAAGAAUCCAGAUCUAGUCCUACCAGAUACCCCGACAAGUGAAAGGAGAAGUGCUUUAAUGGCUGGUUUACCUAAUAAGGGGAUUCACAUAGCUGAUGAGGGUGAGCUUCCUAGCAAAUUGCCCAACAAACUUAAGCAUUACCCUUCUUUUUGCCGAAAUGGAACUACAAUAACUGUUAAUUCCUUUGCUAUAGUCAUGGCCAAAGAAGAAAGUCACUGCCUAGGUUACUUGGAAGAUUUCUAUGGGAACAAGAAGGGACAGAAAAAAGUUAAAGUGCAGUGGCUUCAACAUUUUCAGGAAGUCCACUGUGUAAUUCCUCAGCUCGAGGUACACCCUAGAGAAGUAUUUAUCACGCCUCAUGUUCAGGUGAUCCAUGUUGAGUGUAUCGAUGGUCCUGCUACAGUUUUGACUCCUAGAGAUUACAACAACAACAUACCAGUAAUUUGACUCCUAGAGAUUACGAGAAAUAUAUCUCUCUUGUCCUGAAAAGUUUGUCCGCUGGUGUCUAUAUGUGCUUUAGGGAGUUCAGAAACAACAAAGUCAUGAAUUGGAUGGUUACUACAAUGAAACAAUAUUUAAGUCAAAGGGUCUAAAGUUGCAUGAAGUAAAAGAUAUAACCCGUGAAGAUCCUUCAGGGCAAGGGCCUAGUCGGUGUAGAAGUGACAGGGAGUAUCCGAAACUGGAGAGUCAGAUAGAAAAAGCUGAACCAACUUGCCCGAAGUUAAAAACAAAAUUGCCAAGCAGAGUACCGGUUGGAAUUCAGAUUGUUGAGCCUCAAUGUAAGCGGUCUUUUGAAUUUGGUGAUAACUUAGAGGUUUUUAGCAAGGAUAGUGGCAUGAGAGGCUGCUGGUUCAGGUGUAAGGUCUUACAGGUAUUACAAAAAUGUCUGAAAAUUCAAUACGAUGACAUCCUGGACUGUGAUGGUCCUGCAAAGCUGGAGGACCUUAAUCGCUGCGACUAUAACUUCAAGUUUAUAUGCAGUAAUAUUUGUAAUUGGACCUUGGAGAACAUAUACAAAAGUAGAAUUAUCACAAAAACUGAAGUCUCCUAGAUGCCAGCAAUGUCACUUGUAGAAUUGUCUGAAAUUAGUUCUUACCUUCAAGAAAAUCAUUACACCAUCACUUUAUUUAGUUUAAGCACAUUGGCAUCUUGCUUCUUCAUGGAGUGUUGAGAAGUUGACGCCAUUUUUUGUCUUUAGGUGCCACAAGGUUGGGAGCCAUCUGACUUCCGAGGUUCCUGGAUUCUAUGAUACUGCACUUGGAUACCUCAGGUAAAGUCGAGCUCAUGAAUGACUUUAUGUCUUUCUUUCCCUUAACUUCAACCCAUUUGUCAUCUAUCCAUAGCUUCAGAGGAAGAACGUGAGGAUUUCACGAGAUUGGACAGAUUACAAAUGGGUUGAAGUUACGGGAAAGAAAGACGUAAAGUCAUUCUAAGCUCGAGUUUACUUGAGGUAUCCAAGUGCAGUAUCAAAGAAUCUAGGAACCGCGGAAGUCAGAUGGCUCCCAAGCUUGUGGCAUCUGAAGACAAAAAAAUGGCGUCAACUUAUCAACACUCGAUGAAGAAGCGAGAUCCCAAUGUGCUUAAACUGAAUAAAGUGAUGGUGUAAUGAUUUUCUUGAAGGUAAGAAGAACUGAUUUUAGACAAUUCUACAAGUGACAUUGCUGGCGUCCAGGAGGCUUCAGUUUUUGUGAUAAUGGUGACAUGCUUUUGGUACUGUGGGUAAAUAUUUUUACUUGUAAGUAACUCUCAACGAUGCCCGAUUUGCCUUUUUCAAUAUAUAGGUCUUUGACAACAAAACAUGGAAAAGGCAACUUACAGAACUUAAGGACUAUACUUACAGAAGUUGGUAUGCUCUUGUAUUGUAGACUUUCUUAUUGGAUAUUUAUAAGAGUGUAGCUUUAUGAAGUUUCCUA